AUGGACGCAAGGAACCGCUCUGGCCCCGCCUCCUCCUCCUUCCAGGUGUGCCUCCCCUCCUUGUUCUCACGGCAACCGCCCCGUGUUCUGAUCGUGGACGCGUCACCGCCCUGGUGGUCAGAGACUGGUACUACGCUGUGUGAGGCUUUGGAUAACUUCCUGACUCUGGCCUGUAGUCUGGACGGACCCUGUAGACUGCCCCUGCUUAGCCUUUACGCUCUGAGUAGACAGCAUGAAUGUCUGCUGCCAUUCGUGCAGGUGAGGGGUAACCUGGCCCGACUGCGUUCCUGUGUGGAGGAGCUGAGGUCCAUACCCGGAGAGGGGUGCGUCCGCGCACCUAGAGGGGAACUGCUCAAACAGGCUGUUUUGGACAGCCUGCAGCAGUUUAAACAGUACACGCGACAUACUACCACUCCGAACCAGGCCAACAACAAUGGAUCUGUAGAGGUAACCGUGGUGACGAGCCAGCCAGGGCGUGGCGUGGUGAGGCAGUUGGAGGCGGGCUUAAAGGACACUGACUUGGUGUCUCUACGACGCCUACUAGUGGUCCACAUCAGUACUGCAGGGAGAGGGGAGACUGACUGCUGGGGGCAGGACACACCCUCACCUGAGACUGCAGAGGAGACUGAAGCCAGUUUGAUGUUAGGUACAGAGAUCGACCUGCAGCAUGUAGAGAACAGUGUGAUUGCCAUGGAGAUGGUGUUGAAGGCGUGGCUUCAUGACCAGGGCGGGAAGAAGGAACAACUCCACCUGUUGUUACCACCUGGACUACAGGGAGAGAUUACUACACCUAGUCAUGGACAGAGAGCUAGUCCAGUGUGUGUGAAGUGUGACAUGCAGGAGCGUCUCCUAAGCCCCGCCCUCUUACCUCUGACUCCUGACCUUGGGGUCAAGACGGAGAGCACCAAGGACUUCCUGGUGUCAGGCAAGGGCUUGGCCAAUCAGAGCCCUCCGCCUCAGAGACUCAGAGUAAUCAAGACACUGCGUGCAGACGGCGUGUGUGAGAGUGUGUUGUACGGCCUGCCCCUCAUCAUCAGGCCUACCACCUGUUGGCAAAUGGACUGGGAUGAGAUGGAGAGAAACCAUCACCUCUUCCAUGCUCUCUGUCACACACUCCGGGCUCGUGACUGGUUCCUACUGGUGCGUUCAGAGCCUAUUGGUUCCAGUUCUAUUGGGUCUGGUGUGUGUUGCCACUACCUCCUUCAGCCCUCUGCCGCUCUCUCCCUCCUCCUCAAACCUGUGGCAAACAGAGAGCUGCUGCUGCCCUGCCAACUGCCUGUCUCAAAUCAGGACCCCCCACCUGAUGCACUCACCACCAUACAGAGUUGUGUGGGUCAGCUAGAAGAAGAGUCUCUCUUCAACCCUCUCUCUCUGAGGAGUAACCUCUACCAGCACCUAAGGAGCAGGGGCCUACUGUCACCACCCUCAUAUCCAUACAGGUACCUGCUGUCACCACCCUCAUAUCCAUACAGGUACCUGCUGUCACAUAUCCAUACAUACCUGCUGUCCAUAUCCAUACAGGUGACUGCUGUCACCACCCUCAUAUCCAUACAGGUACCUACUGUCACCACCCUCAUAUCCAUACAGGUACCUACUGUCACCACCCUCAUAUCCAUACAGGUACCUGCUGUCACCACCCUCAUAUCCAUACAGCAGCAGCAGGGUCGUCAGUUCCAGGGGGGUAACAGGAGAGUCAGGGCCACCGUGGCGCCCCUCCCCUCGGCCCCUCCUCCCUCUAAGAUGUCUCGCCCAACCCUCACCAUGACCCCAGACCCCCGGGCCACCGCCACACCCCUCUGUUCCCACGACGACGAUUUGCUGAUGAUGCUGUGA
This is a messenger RNA of Oncorhynchus masou masou (cherry salmon), 1833 nucleotides long. It is a transcript of the gene m1ap, whose product is annotated as meiosis 1 associated protein. The record is from RefSeq and is a predicted model, not a curated record. Bases 1 to 1833 code for a protein of 610 amino acids. NCBI's taxonomy places the organism in Eukaryota, Metazoa, Chordata, Actinopteri, Salmoniformes, Salmonidae. The transcript is spliced from 13 exons. Gene Ontology annotation, biological process: spermatogenesis; meiosis I; male meiosis chromosome separation.